Molecule: messenger RNA, 1855 nt
Organism: Pieris rapae (cabbage white)
Lineage: Eukaryota; Metazoa; Arthropoda; Insecta; Lepidoptera; Pieridae
Gene: Tua2
Product: tubulin alpha chain
Exons: 10
Coding region: 86-1438 (450 amino acids)
Biological process (GO): mitotic cell cycle; microtubule cytoskeleton organization
Cellular component (GO): cytoplasm; microtubule
Molecular function (GO): GTP binding; structural constituent of cytoskeleton
Source: RefSeq, a predicted model, not a curated record
CGGCCCGGUGCGUUGCCUUGCGAACCCGCCACGCCAAUCUCGCUCUUAUUUCAUUACAUUAAGGACCUUUAUAUACCCAUUCAAUAUGAGGGAAUGCAUCUCAGUCCACAUUGGCCAAGCCGGUGUCCAAAUCGGAAACGCCUGUUGGGAACUCUACUGUUUGGAGCAUGGCAUCCAGCCUGAUGGCCAGAUGCCAACUGAUAAGACCCUGGGAGGUGGAGAUGACUCCUUCAACACUUUCUUCAGCGAAACCGGAGCGGGCAAACACGUCCCUAGAGCUGUGUUCGUCGAUUUGGAACCCACCGUAGUCGACGAAGUCCGCACGGGUACGUACCGUCAGUUGUUUCAUCCAGAACAGCUUAUCACUGGCAAAGAAGAUGCGGCAAACAACUACGCGAGAGGACACUACACAAUCGGCAAGGAGAUCGUCGAUGUAGUCCUUGAUAGGUUGAGAAAGCUCGCUGACCAAUGUACUGGACUACAGGGAUUCCUGGUGUUCCACUCGUUUGGCGGUGGCACUGGUUCAGGAUUCACCUCUUUACUGAUGGAGCGGCUUUCUGUGGACUACGGCAAGAAGUCCAAGCUUGAGUUCUCCAUCUACCCAGCACCACAGGUAUCUACUGCAGUAGUGGAACCCUACAACUCAAUCUUGACGACCCAUACAACCUUAGAACACUCCGACUGUGCCUUCAUGGUCGACAACGAAGCCAUCUACGACAUCUGCAGGAGGAACCUGGACAUUGAAAGACCAACGUAUACCAAUCUCAACAGACUUAUUGGACAGAUCGUAUCUUCAAUCACUGCAUCGCUCCGUUUCGAUGGUGCUCUCAACGUCGACCUAACAGAGUUCCAAACAAACUUGGUGCCAUAUCCGCGUAUACAUUUCCCACUCGCCACUUACGCCCCAGUUAUCUCCGCUGAGAAGGCUUACCAUGAACAACUGACUGUUUCCGAGAUUACCAACGCUUGCUUUGAACCUGCAAAUCAGAUGGUAAAAUGCGACCCUCGUCACGGUAAAUACAUGGCGUGUUGUAUGUUGUACAGAGGUGACGUUGUACCGAAAGAUGUAAACGCAGCCAUCGCUACCAUCAAGACUAAGCGGUCCAUACAGUUUGUUGACUGGUGUCCUACUGGUUUCAAGGUGGGAAUCAACUACCAACCGCCAACAGUAGUUCCAGGUGGUGACUUGGCCAAAGUUCAGCGCGCUGUGUGCAUGCUGUCCAACACUACAGCCAUAGCCGAGGCUUGGGCUAGAUUGGACCACAAAUUUGACUUGAUGUACGCUAAGCGCGCAUUCGUUCACUGGUACGUUGGUGAAGGUAUGGAGGAAGGAGAGUUCUCUGAAGCUCGAGAGGAUCUUGCAGCUCUCGAGAAGGAUUAUGAAGAAGUCGGAGUGGACUCCACUGAAGGGGAAUUGGACGAGGACAACGAGUACUAGAUCCGAAGAAGCUUUGUGGUCACAACAGAUAAAAUAUUUCACUUAAUAACAUUCUAAAUACCGAAUUGGAACAAACUUAACUCAUAUUAGGAAAAAUAGCGUAUUGUGUGUGACUUCCAAUAGUGAGGCAUCCUUAGGAGAUUCUUAAAUAAUGGUAUACUUUACGAUCUUUCACUAAAUAACAAAUUAGUCUUAAGCAACUGAGUUAAUACGAAUGCUUAUUAACAGUGCAAACUUUUGAAAUAUAAUUUCCUUGAAAUAUAAAGUUUGUGAAUCUGUAAUAUUUGAUUUGCAUUUAUAAGAGAAUUCGUGAUAAUAUAAUAGAUAAAGCUUUUUAUAUUUUUUGGAAUAAACUUAUUACGCAUUAAUUACGAUUAUAUUAAUUUAUUUUAAUGCACAAUAAAGAUUUUACACUUU